Pimephales promelas (fathead minnow) is the source of this 6393-nucleotide messenger RNA. It is a transcript of the gene qkia, whose product is annotated as QKI, KH domain containing, RNA binding a. Gene Ontology annotation, cellular component: nucleus. Gene Ontology annotation, molecular function: mRNA binding. Lineage: Eukaryota; Metazoa; Chordata; Actinopteri; Cypriniformes; Leuciscidae. The record is from RefSeq and is a predicted model, not a curated record. Gene Ontology annotation, biological process: regulation of mRNA splicing, via spliceosome.
UGGUGGCAGUCCGGAGCAGUAGCGUUUGCUCAGUUAAACGAAGAGAACCAGACGAGUCCACAUCGCGCGACUCUAUCGAAGGGAGAGAAAGCGAGAAAGCCAGAGAGAGACUGCACCUUCAAAUCAGAUAUUAUAUUUGGAAAGCGGUUGCCGCCGACUUGGAGGGGGAACGAGGGAUUUGAUCAGCACCGUUAUUUUUUUCUUUUGUGUUUUCUUUUUUUUCUUUUCUGGGGGAAGGAUUGUGAGCGUUUGUGUGCAAAGAUGAUGGUCGGGGAGAUGGAGGUGAAGGAGAGACCGAGGCCGAGUCCCGACUAUCUCAUGCAGUUAUUAAACGAGAAGAAGCUCAUGACGAGUUUACCGAACCUGUGCGGCAUCUUCACACACCUGGAGAGACUCUUGGACGAAGAGAUAACCAGAGUGAGGAAAGACAUGUAUAACGACACAGUGAACGGUCUGGUGGACAAGCACCCACUGGAGUUACCCGAGCCAAUGGGACCCAUCGUACAUCUGCAGGAGAAACUCUUUGUACCGGUCAAAGAGUACCCAGAUUAUAAUUUUGUUGGGAGAAUCCUUGGCCCUCGUGGUCUAACGGCAAAGCAACUGGAGGCAGAGACUGGCUGCAAGAUCAUGGUGAGAGGGAGGAGCUCCAUGAGAGACAGAAAGAAGGAGGAGCAGAACAGAGGGAAGCCGAACUGGGAGCACCUAAAUGAAGAGCUGCAUGUGCUGAUCACAGUGGAGGACACGCAGACUCGUGCCGAGAUCAAGAUGAGAAGAGCGGUCGAAGAGGUCAAGAAGCUGCUGGUGCCUGCAGCAGAAGGAGAAGAUAAUCUAAAGAAGAUGCAGCUGAUGGAGCUGGCCAUUCUGAACGGAACGUACAGAGACACCAACAUAAAAACGCCCACCCUUGCGUUCUCUCUUGCAGCAGCGGCAGCGGCUGCUCAAGGCCAGCGUUUGAUCGCAUCCCCUGCGGGUCAGGUCCUCUCCCCGUCUGCCCUCAGGCCCCCCACUCCGGCAGGGACCCCCAUUAUGAACAUCAUUCGGCCCACUCAGAUGGCCACCGUGCUACCCAACGGCACCCCUACAUUGGUGCCCCCGACGCCUGACGGGGGCAUUAUCUACACCACGCCCUAUGAUUACCCUUAUGCCUUGGCACCCACGUCUCUGCUGGAAUAUCCCAUCGAGCACAGCGGAGUCCUAGGUAAGCGGGCGUGGGGGCUUGGCACUUCACCCUUUGGUGCCCCGCAAGAGGGCUUUGCUGGGGUGUUUUACGGGGGCAUGUUCGAUGGGGCGUCUCCCGGCCCCGUUCAGGACUCACUCAAAGGUGCAAUGGCUACUAAAGUGCGGAGACAUGAUUCACGGGUCCAUCCUUACCAAAGGAUAGUGACCGCAGACAGAGCCGCCACCGGCAACUAACAAAUGACCUCUGAACUCUGAACUCUUCACCCAAUGAUGAGCCGCCCAAGCCUGCCUGCUGAUCAGAUUAACUGGUAAUUGCCUUUUGCUAGCCUGGUGGACACAGAGAGAGAGGCACCUGUCCGAGCAGUGAUCCUAACACAAACCAACAUAAAACACAACAACCCUCCAUACCAACACGUUGUGUAGCGAUAACAACUAUGAUACUUUAUUAUAUUAUGUUGUUUGUUUGUUUUUUUUAUUAUUAUUUCUUUCUUUCUUUUUAAACCUCAAAUGACUGGGUGGAUGUUAACAGUGAUGUUGCGUUACCCAAAAAUCUGCACUGAAGUUUAAAAGCAAUAAAGAAGCAUCUUCUGCUAAUUUAGCCCUUAAAUGCAUUUAUACUCUCAAAGCAAAAAUUAAAAAAAAACAUGACGAUGACCCCAGUUUUAGCAGUUAUAACGCUAAACGGGGCGUCAGGAUCCAGAUUACGUCUAUACGCUACCCCACCCAUUUAAACUGUCACUAUGAAUCAACAAAAGAAAAAGAAGGAAAGAAACCUGCACUCACACCAACUUGUGUAUUUCCUGUCCUUCUCUGAUGUAAUCCUGUGUGUUUCAUUUGAUUAGUUUUACUGUGCUGACACAUUCUGGGUGUGCCUGUCCAGCUGACUUAGAGCAUGGCUACAAUGACAGAUUGCAAAAAGCUUGUUUUGAUUUCUUUGUUCUGUUACUUCUCCCUAUUUUAUUUCUUAUGUUUCCAUGUAUCUUAUUAGCGUUUGGCAAUACUUGCAGAUUUAUAUGUGCUGCUCAUCGCAGUAUCUGUGCCAGCUCAGUAGGGGGCAGUAAGCAGAGUCAGGCAGGGCAAUAGCAGGAGAUAUAGGGGUGAAGUGUUUUUGGAGUCUUUAAAUCUAGGAUAUUCAGGGUUGGACAGCUGGGAUAUUAACCGGAAUCAGUUUACUGAACUAUGCCAUCCCAAAAACUCUCAACCCCUCCCUAUAUACAGUGCCUGAACUUUCUACAAAUCUUUCUUUGAAUGAGCUGUGAGAUAAAAGACGAAAAAAAAAAAAGACAAAGUAUUACGUGUGCGCGUUUAGCCAAAGGGUUUCCAUUUAAUGAAUUUCAUAUAUAUAUCUAACCGCCAAGGGUUCUGUCAUGCUAGUCUAGGGUUUGAAAAGGUUUGGUCCCAUGCCUGUAUCUGUGUUAUAAUAAUGAAUCAAAAAUGGAUGAAAUGGUGAUGAAUUGUACCACAAGACGCUAAUUUCCUUGAGUAUGUACAAAAAAAAAACCACACACACUAAGGAAGAUGAAUGAGGUAAAUAGAACGGGGGAGGGCAUUACCUCAUUGCUGUAUGUGCACACUUUUCUUUCUUUUGUUUCUGCUGAUUUAUUCUAUAGAAAAACUCCCAUCUUCCAAAAAAAAUAGUUAGCUGAGCUGAAACAAAAUGCGAGGGAUCUUGUUAAUGCCCUUAUUAACUUAAAUUCACAAAUGAGAAGCAACUGUGUUAUUUCGAUUCGUUUCAAACGCCCGUAUCAGAUAGCCCAUCCACAAUGUGUCCAGCACACCCCCAGCUAUUGAGCCCACUCUCUCAUUUCUAUACACCCCCUUAAAAAACAUAGGAUGUGAAAGCCAUCUCUGCCUGUUCGAAUUGCUUUAUACAUACAUGAUAUAUAUAUACAUACAUACACAAAUGUAGAUAGGUCAUUGCAUAUUAAAAUACAGAAAGAUCAAAAUUAGAUACUUUUACAGGGUGCUGGAGAAAUAUAUAUUUUUGGCGAUUUUAGCUUUUUAUACUUAACUUGCAGUUACAAAAUAUGAAACGUAAUACAAAAAAAAUAAAAAAUAUAUAUAUAAAACCGUUUGUAGAAUAGUACAGCGAAAGGUGAUAAAGAAAUGUUGUGUGACUUUGGAUACUAUUGGCCAGGGGGAAAAAAAGCAGACCAAAAUAGUCAAACUUUGGAAUGUUGGAGGAAUUGCAUGACAUGAGAGGAGAAGACGAGUACAGUUAAGAGGGAUAAGUGCCUUACCGACGGUCGUUUCUUUUUCCGAGUGUUACAUUCUGUUCAAUAAUAUCCAGCACCAACUAGGAGAGCGCAGAGCGAGCGGGGGAGGGUUUGUGAAGAGGAAGCACCCCAAGAGUUAAACCACAAGGCUGUUGCAGUGUUGUGCCACUGAAUCUAUUCUAUGCAAAGGAAUAGCAGUCAUUUGACCAGCUAACUAUGUGCCAUGAUUCGUCUUCCCAAAAUUAAGUUGAAGUCUGGUUGUUUUUCCUUUAAUCCCCAUUUGAACAAAGUGUUUUAUUUUUCUCUGUAUUUUAUUGCAUUGUUAUUCUUAUAUUAGGAGGACAAAAUCAGCAAUGCCAUCUAUGUAUUUGGUUACUGUGAUUUUUGUCGAGAACUGCCAAUCAUGACGUGAAAGUCUGCCAGGUGUUUUACAAGAAGAAAUCAUUUAAUUGGACUUCACCUGAAACCUCCUCUUGUUUCAAGACUUGCAAACUGAAAACUUUCAAUCAUUGCCUCAACUUUUUUAGUGCCAAAACAUACUAAUUUUUAUGCCAAGGAAGUACCUUUUUUUUUUUUUUUUUGGCUUUUGCUUUUUGCUUUCAGAGACCGAGAGAGGAGGGCAGAGGGAAAUAUGUAGCUUUACAGUGCACUGAUUUGACAAAAAGAAAUAAUGCAGGGGGGGAGAAAAUAGAGCAAUUUAUUAAAAGUAUUUGUGAGAUGGAUGAGAGAGAGAGGAUGAGAAGGAUAUCCGUCUGCUGCCGCAUUCGUGCCAAACCCGAACAGUCACACAAGAGCCACAGUAUCAAAUCACAGUCUAAAGAUCAAAUCUCCCCUGAGCAGUUUUCAGUCGUUGAAGCAAUCGGAGGUGUUCGUCAGAUUGAAUAAGAUCACGCGUAACUUUGUGUCCUGUAACCCUGGCAGGCUCUGGUUUUGUCUUGUUCUUCACUUUUGUUACACAAAAAAAGGUCAAUGUCUUUUUUUUUUCUCUCUCUCUCUCUUCUCAGUGUUAAAUACAUGUUUUUUAAACAUUAAAAUAAUGAAAUGCAAUAUUAGAGAGGAGCAUAGAUAACUGCAGAGAAAUGGACAGUAUUAAGCGAAUCCCCUCUGCCAUGUUACUACGUGCUGUUAAUGUUUUGGACUUGGGGUUAGUCCAUCAGGUGUAUGGAGAAAUCUCUCUUCCGCCUGCCUACUACAUGUGUAAUAAUGUAAAUUACAGCCAUUGUUACAGGUUUCUAAUGUAUUUUUCUAACUUCAUUUUCUAUGUACAAGUCAUUUUUUCUGAUCUCCUUUUGUGAUGAAACCCACUACACACUAUUUUUUUUGUUUGUUUGUUUUUUCAUGUCCUCUCUUCUCCUCUUCCCUCCCUCUCGGCCCACUCUACUCAGAUAUGUCUCUCUCAUUGGGAGCGUUGCCUUUUCCUAGAGUUAUUUUGUUUUCUUGCUGAUUCUUUAGCUUGUUUAACUCAUUAGCAACUUAUUAGUUCCUCUUGUCAUAGGUAUUUUUACAUGCUUGCAUUUAGUUUUUAUGGUGUAUGCUGUUAUUUUUUUCUUAUUAACCUCCUUGGCAUUUAUUUUAAUAAAACAUUCUUAGUAAGAAUUUUACUAACUUGCUGAUAUUAUUUUGUGUUGUGUUCUUUUUUAACCAGUUUAAUGAAUCUACUACCUUGGUCUGGUUCACGGACUAACACGAUUAAAUCUGGUGUGUGAACACCCUCACAGUUUCUCACAUAUAUGCACACACACACACACCUCACUUACUCACUCAAAUGCAUUUUUCAGAGGUCCAUAUACACACACUCACACUCACUUUCACGCAGUCUAACAGGUAAAUGUGCACAAGGCAGUCCGUCCUUCACUCCGCUCCUGCACUCUCAUCUUUGUCGCUGUAGAAAUCUUCCCAAGCUUGUCUGCCUCACUGUUCACGCAGUUUAUUGGUGCUGCUGGUGUUUCCUUGUUUUGUUUUGUUUGGGAAAAAAAACGCUGCUUUCCAUAGAACUGGAUGUAAUUGGGAUUUAGGUCUAUUUGUAAAGUUAAAGCCCAUAACGUUGUCCACAAUUAAUAAUAAACCCGACAAUAACUGGAAGUAUUUGGUUUUGUAGGACUAGUUUUUCUUUUGAAAAAGUAAAUGUCCAGAAAUAACCUGGAAAGCCUCAGGAAUCGGUGCAUUUGCUGCCGCUUGUCGAAUGUAUUGUUUUGGAGUGACUUAAUUCUCCCAUGUCAGUGCUAAUGUUCGGCAGUGCACCUUAUCUCGACGUCCUUAUCGAGCCAUCAGACUUCAUAUGUAAUGGGUCAUGUGGAGUUUUGCAGAGGAGGCGUGAGCUUGUGUCUGGAGGGGCUGCUGGCUGUUUGCUUUCACACCUAAACGGACAAAAUACUAACCCUGAACUGCUUGGGUCUUGUUGCCAUGGAGACUAAAGGCAGUGUCCUCACUGAAAGAUCUUUAAGAUACGUGAAAUUAAAUUUUCUUUUUAUUUAUACAGUAUUUUCUAUUGGCAAAAUGUUUUGUAAACAACCAAGCACAAUAUGUACUUAUGUGAUUUUGUUUUUUGUCCUCAUCCUAAGUUUUUUUUUACUUAUUUGAAAUGCAUUGCAACUGAACAAAUAAAUAGUGUGUUUUUAGACCAUUCUUAUCCCACUGAGUGAAGCUUCGGAAUGGUAAACAUGCUUAAUAUGUUGACUGACUGAAUUUGUAUUAAUCUUCAUUUUGAAGAGCAAUCAACAAAGCCUUACUAUUAUAUUAAUAAAGGGAAGGGUCCUCAGGGAAUUUUCUCUCAGGUCACAAUCACCAGCUUCUAAUUGGUUAAUUACACAAUUAUUUUAAUAAUUCAUCUGAUUUUGAUGCACCUGUACUUUAAGACAAACUGAAUGAUGAUAUUUGAAGAAUUUGCCAUUUAUAGGAGGAUAUACAAGAGUUUCUGUGUGGAGAUUUCUGUGCUGUAGCACGUUUCUCAAUUGCCUGUUAGAAGUAAAACUUUAUGAAUAAAAAACCUUCAGUGCAA